UGAUCACAAUCACAACUUCAAAAAAAAAAACUCAAAACGACGUCGUUUUGUGGCCAAACCCAAUACGAUGCGUUUAACAAGCAUCCCCUUUCACAAUUAAAUAACGUUACAAACGUAAACAACGUUCUUACUCUCCGCUUAAACAAAAAAUCGCGUUUCGCUCUCUUCUCUUCGAAAAACCUCACAGAUCGAGAAGAAGAAGAAGAGAGAUUGGUGUUGUUGAAGAUGGGGUUAACAUUCACGAAGCUGUUCAGUAGGUUAUUUGCGAAGAAGGAAAUGAGAAUUUUGAUGGUUGGUCUCGAUGCUGCUGGUAAGACAACCAUCUUGUAUAAACUCAAGCUUGGAGAAAUCGUCACAACCAUCCCCACCAUUGGGUUCAAUGUUGAAACCGUGGAGUACAAGAACAUCAGCUUCACUGUGUGGGAUGUCGGGGGUCAGGACAAGAUCCGCCCAUUGUGGAGGCACUACUUCCAGAACACCCAGGGUCUCAUUUUCGUGGUUGAUAGCAAUGAUAGAGACCGAGUGGUUGAGGCAAGGGACGAGUUGCACAGGAUGUUGAAUGAGGAUGAACUUCGAGAUGCUGUUUUGCUUGUUUUUGCCAACAAACAAGAUCUUCCCAAUGCAAUGAAUGCUGCAGAAAUAACUGACAAGCUUGGACUUCAUUCACUCCGCCAACGCCACUGGUAUAUUCAGAGCACUUGUGCAACUUCUGGAGAGGGUCUUUACGAAGGUUUGGAUUGGCUUUCUAACAACAUUGCUAGCAAGGCAUAAUGAGACAUCUGGAAAAUUUUGGGUGUGAUCUGAUAAUUUCCUGUGAGUCUGGCGGUUCUUGAAGAAGGAUGCUUUUCCUUUCAAGUGAAUAUUGCAAUAGAGGAAUGGUUGUUUGUUAGAAAUAUUAUCCUCUUUAGUGUUACUUGGGUUUGUAUGAUUGCUUAAAUGAGCUAAUACUCUUAGCUAUAAUUGAAACUCUUGCAAUCUACACUACUUUGGCGUGCCUUCAUGUUUAGUUUGAUUAUCAGUUGAAUAUCUACUGGUUCUGUUGUUGGAGUUAUACCAGUAAUAAUUUUGUCUAGCAAUUGGUGAA
This is a messenger RNA of Cicer arietinum (chickpea), 1084 nucleotides long. Its product is annotated as ADP-ribosylation factor 1. The record is from RefSeq and is a predicted model, not a curated record. Gene Ontology annotation, molecular function: GTPase activity; GTP binding. NCBI's taxonomy places the organism in Eukaryota, Viridiplantae, Streptophyta, Magnoliopsida, Fabales, Fabaceae.